CGACCACCAGUGGCGGGAAAGUAACGGAAAAAAGGGCGCGAACUUUGACAGCUGUCAAAAUGUUACCGAGAAAAAGCUGCGUGAUAUUAUUACUGUUCUUGACGACGGUUCACAGUGCGAGUUUAUUUGAGCGUUCGUACGAAUAUGUAUUGAAUUUAGGCAAAAAUAUAGCGCCAAGUGUUAUGUCGAUUUUUGACUGUUUCGGCGAGGACGAGGCGUGGAAUUGUGCUAAGGAAAAGGCGGGCAAGAUCCUGGACAACUGGGACGAUGAGGUGGACAAACAGAGACGUCAGUGGCAGGAGGCGGCAGACGCUGAAGUGCGCGAGUCAGGGCGAGCAUUAGAUGCUAUGCCCUCGCAGCUCGGCUCCGAGGUGGAGCAGUCGCUGGCCGUCUUCGCCGAACUACUGCAGCAUGGAGUCGCCAGAGCGCUGGGCAGACGGACACAAGAUCACAUUGAAGAUUCUAAACCAGCGUCUGUUGUUAACAAUGAUAAGAAAAUAAAAAUGAGAAAACCAAAACCACCGAAGAUUCACCUUCUCAAUCCGAUACAGACAAAGAAAGAAGAAGGCAGAGGAUUCGCUCAGGGAAAAUUACAAUCAUGGGUUGUAGGUGCCAAAGAUGACGAGAAUUUUAAAACUGAUUCAUUACAUUCAGAAGAUGCUAGAAGUUCAUUGAACAAUCCAGAGUUUGAAAUAGAAGAUAUCGAUCAGGAAGACGCUGAAGUAGAACAGGCAAGAAAAGAAUGGAAUGAUUCAAAAAUCGGGUUGAACAGAAGAGGUAGAGGUCUGGUGUCAGAAAUGUGGGGAAUUGGGGAGCAAGCGCUGGACGCGUUGGCAGAGCAUGUAGUGCAAAACGAAAAUGUUGACAAUGGAAUCCAGGAUAAAAGUUCCUUUGAAGAGCAAAGAGGCAAAAAGAAGAAGAAGAAGAAGGCAAUUCUAAAGCUGCUUAUUCUGGGCGCGGUGCUCAAGGCUAAGAUAGGGACUCUGCUACAGAUAUUGUCCUUCAAACUACAGGUGAAAUUCUUCAUAAUCGCGCUGAUCGGUCUCGCCAUUAACUUGGCGAGGUUUUGGGUCGAGCUCAAGAACAAACAUCAUCAGCCUCAGAAGGUGAUCUACUACGAGCAUGCACAACAUCAGCAUCACUACGAGCACGAGGAUGAACCCGGCUGGGGACCCUGGGCGCGCAACAUCGACCCAGAGGACGCAGAUGUAGACGGGGAGGUGGACCGCAACAUGCGGCCGUACCGCGCGCAGGAGCGCAUCGCAACUCCCCGCCCACUGCUCACGCUCUCAUAACGCCGCAGACGUUCUUCCAGCGGUGCUGACUUACUGGACUCCUUGCUCACGUUCUCGAGACAUCGCAGCGCUGCUCCAGUCAACCAAUACUCGUACUCCAGUGCUACGAGUAGCUUAUACCAAGUGAAAUUAUAAAUUAAGUCUUAUUUUGAAUGUAUUUUUGCACAUUACAGUGUGUUAUGUUCACCUGACUUGUUCAUUACAGUUUUGUGUACUAUACUAUACUACUCUAUGUGUACUCUGUGUCAUGUUUCAAUUGUUCCAGCAAGUUAUAAUUCUUUACUAAGUUGUAGUUAAUUUUAGUAGUUUGUAAAAAAUAAUUUAUUUUACUUAGCAAUAGCGGUUUGAUUGUAUUUAUUUGUAUGAAUGUUGUGUGACUUAUGAAUAAUAAUAAAUACAUUAUUAUUGAUCAA
This is a messenger RNA of Papilio xuthus (Asian swallowtail), 1708 nucleotides long. NCBI's taxonomy places the organism in Eukaryota, Metazoa, Arthropoda, Insecta, Lepidoptera, Papilionidae. The record is from RefSeq and is a predicted model, not a curated record.